AAUUCGUCCUGGAUGGCCAGUGUUGGCCGGCGCCGUUGCUCACCUUCGGUUUCCGAGCGCAUCGUCUGGUUUUCUUUCCCUCUCACUCUCUUUCUCUCUCUCUCUUUCUUGCUCGUUCGCUCUCUUUCUCUCUCUUUCUUUCUCCUUCUUUCUCUCUCUCUUUUUCGCUCUCUCUUCCACCUCUCGUCUCGUUGCCCGUCGUCAAUCUUUGCGUCCUCAGUUGGUUGAGGUUGCACGCACGAGUGACUCGUUCCUGAAACAGGGAUCUGCAAUCCGAAGAUCGAGAUCCUGGUUCUCUUCGUUAAAUCAGUUUGAUCAGUCUUCAAACUAAUAUGGGAAUAGAGCACACCACAUUGGGUUGGGCCAGGACCAGCAUCGCCCUAUUAAUUCUGUUUUGAGGAAGUGUGAGCAGAGUUAUUCCCAUCAUGCUUUUAAUGCAUGAGUUGCGACGACUCGACCCGACGGAUUCCACUUCCGACCGAUUUGACGGCGAUUCAUCCUUGAUCUGAGCCUCGUGUUACCGGCACAAUUGCGAACUACGAACCCUGUGACCGUGGAGUUUGUAGACAUGAAUGAGAGUCUCUCCUCAUUUGUGCUCGUGGUAGAAGAUGAUCCCUUUGAUGAUACACAAGUCAAUCUCCGGAAGGCCUUUGAGAGUGUCAGUUUUGGCCACAGUGACGGCGGUGGGGGAGAUGGUGGGGUUAUAGGAAGUGGCAUUGCUGGCGAUGGUGACGGAGGGGGCAUUAGUAGCGACCUCGAUCCUAAUAGCACCAAUUUUGAGUUGGCUUCUAACGUUCACCUCAACCUGAGCUUGUAUCAGCUUUCAAAUCACACAAAUCGACUGAGCUGGAUUCGCAAUUGUAGCAAUGCCUUCGAGAAUAUCGAUUUGGAGGACCCUCGCGUCUUGGGCAGUCUCAUUCCCUUGGGCAUCAUCUGUUUGGUUGUGAUCUUCGGCAAUAUGAUGGUGAUCGCUGCCGUGCGAAUGACGCACAAGCUCCGAGGGGCCACGAAUCUGUUCAUUGUCUCGCUGGCUUGGGCAGACCUCAUGCUGGGCAUGGUGGUCCUACCAUUCUCGGCCAUGUACGAGGUGUUUGACAUCUGGAUCUUUGGCCGAAUCUGGUGCUCAAUUUGGCUGGCCAUUGAUGUUUGGGUGUGCACGGCAUCCAUUCUCCACCUCGUCGUGAUAAGCCUCGAUCGGUAUAUUGCUGUGACCCAUCCCAUCACUUAUCCCAAUAUCAUGACUUCCAAUCGCGCCAAACUACUCAUUUUGGGAGCUUGGAUCCUCAGUUUUGUCAUUUGUUUUCCUCCCCUGGUUGGGUGGAACGAAGAGAGCACCCCGUCCAUCAUGGCGGCUUCGGACCCAAAUGGGAAUUUCAAUAAUAACGGAACCUACGAAGAACCGGACGAUCCCGAGCUCAUAGCCAUCUUGAAUCGUUGCAUGCCUCAGUGUAAACUAAUACAAGAGCCUGGCUAUGUGAUCUAUUCUGCUGUUGGAUCCUUCUAUGCGCCGAUGCUCGUGAUGAUGUUCUUUAAUUGGCGUAUUUACCGUACGGCCACCAAGACCACCAAGGCCAUCCGUCAGGGGUGGACCAAGGUCAAAGUGGGCGGGGGCGAAAAUUCUGUGGGCAUGGGGAUACAUCGCGGGGGAGGCGCCGCCCUUGGGAUCUCCGCCGCGUCUACCAUGAAUCUGGCUGCCAUCCAGGCGCUGAAUAACCGAACGCCCCGUCGAUCCAGUGCCUCUGUGAAGCAUACCAAUGCCGUGAACUUGAGCAGUCGUCGAGCCAGUGCAGUGGGCGCUAAUGCAAUCAUCUCUGCCUGCUCUGUUAAACAAUCUGGCCCUCCAGAGUCCAAUUCACGAACGCUCCCGAGGGCUUCUUCCAAUUGUAAAGUGAGUGUGGCGGGCGGAUCCUCAGGCGCUGCCUUAACCUUGAGCAAAGCCAAGGUUUCUUUGGGCUCGAACCUCAAUACAGCCAGUCAUGAGAGCCAAAAUGGUGGACGAAUCACAUUGGAUGACACUCACUUGACGACUCCGCUCCUUUAUCAAAGUCGCAAAGGGAAAAGAAUAUCAGCAUCAACAAACAGUUUACUCAGUGUUCCACAUUGGGAUCGAGCCAGUGGCCUGAACAGUUUCCACCACUCGCCACUGAAGCAAUUGCAACACCACCAACAACAACAACAACAGUCCGCGCAACCCCAACAUCAGAAGCAACCCAAGCAAAGCAAACUCAAGCACCACCACCCACAACAACAACAGCAAUUGUCGGCGCCAAAUGUGAGCCAUCAUCAGCCGUGUCCUAAUCACAUCAUGGGAAAGACAUUUGCUGAGCAUGGGACACAAACAUUGAAAGAAGACAAAAUUCCAAUCUGGUCUAACACGGGCAUUGUGGGAGGGGAUCCCAAUGGCCGGGGAGGAAAUGGAGGGAAAUCUGGCAAGCGACAGCCCUUCAGAUGGCGUUCCAAAUCGGCUCCUCAUAAAAGUAAUCAUGUGAUUGUGGCCAACUUGAACUCCUCGAGAUGCUCAUCCCCCACCAACAGCAUGGCGGGCGACAAAAUCUCAUCCAAAAAGCGCCGACGUCUCGGAUCGUGCUUUCAUUUCCAAAGGUGGAGGAAACGGGGCCUUCGGUCCCGGUUUCGUGGCGGAGUUGGAGGAGGACCCCGACGUCGAAGUCAAAGUGAACCCCCUUCACCUGUCACGUCAUUGCCCGGCUCCACAGACGAGCUCAAUCACUCGCGAUUAUCCGCGCCCACUUCCAACCACGGAAGUACGAACAAUCUCACGCACAACUUGAUACAUCAUCAUCACGCUGGCGGAUCAGCCAAUAAAUUCGGUAAGAGAAACAUCAAAAACCAGGUUCGACGCUUCCGAAUGGAAACCAAGGCGGCCAAAACCCUGGGCAUUAUUGUGGGCUGCUUCAUUUGCUGUUGGUUUCCAUUCUUCACCAUGUACCUGAUCACCGCAUUUUGCGAGGAUUGCUUCUCAGAGCUGGCCUUCUCCAUCAUAUUCUGGAUGGGCUACUGCAACUCGGCCAUCAACCCCUUCAUCUAUGCCAUGUUCUCUCGGGAGUUUCGAGGAGCCUUCAAGAAGAUCCUGUGCAAGUUCCUAUGCAACAGAAAUGAGCACCCAGGGGCAGGGGCCUUGGUCCGCAUGGGCCUGCCUUUUGCUCCUCAAACAGUGGCCAUUGGCUUGGCAGAUCGAUUCCCACCUAUUCCGACUGUGACGGGUGUUCCAAGAGGUAGUUUUCAAACGGGGAACAGUGACAAUCAAAGCAGUAGUAACAGUGAUUCUGUCAGAGUUAAGAACAACCCAAUCAACCACACUUCCUAAAUAAGCCACCAAGAAUGAAGAAAACACACUCAGAGAACAACAUCUCCAACAUUCACCACAAAUGGCAUGAUCGACUCGUAGUGCGUCUGUUUACGUACAUCUUGGGAUAUGAUGUCGAGCAAAUAAAAGAAAAUACACUAGAUUGACCCAA
This is a messenger RNA of Tigriopus californicus, 3476 nucleotides long. Its product is annotated as 5-hydroxytryptamine receptor 2A-like. The transcript has a single exon. Gene Ontology annotation, molecular function: G protein-coupled amine receptor activity. Gene Ontology annotation, biological process: adenylate cyclase-activating adrenergic receptor signaling pathway. Gene Ontology annotation, cellular component: membrane. The record is from RefSeq and is a predicted model, not a curated record. The coding region runs from base 569 to 3325 and encodes 918 amino acids. NCBI's taxonomy places the organism in Eukaryota, Metazoa, Arthropoda, Copepoda, Harpacticoida, Harpacticidae.